Spodoptera litura is the source of this 609-nucleotide messenger RNA. RefSeq lists its product as uncharacterized. Lineage: Eukaryota; Metazoa; Arthropoda; Insecta; Lepidoptera; Noctuidae. The record is from RefSeq and is a predicted model, not a curated record.
AUGUUUAUACAAUUACUUAUCCUGAUCACGGCGUAUAAUGUUCAAGUGUCAUCAGGUGCACAAAAAGAUUAUGGUACUUUCAAUUUGUUGAUAACACAGUUUGACAUUUGCAAAGGGCCAAAGCAAAAGGAUUGUGCAUAUUCAUCGGCCUUUAUCAGCAAUACAUCUACUUCAAUAAUAUACGAAAUUGAAGUUCUACAAAAUGUGUCGCCUACAAAGGGAAAAAUUGUAGCAGUAACCAAUGGCAAAGAAUUCCUUAGAUUACAAGUAAAAAAACCAUGCGAGCAUCUCUUUUUGAGGCCUCUCUUCAGUUCCCUCAUGAACGUUACUAAGGAUUGCUACAUUGUGAAAGGACACUACAAGUUCCAAGUUGACAUCCUAGGGAUUGCUGAGUCAUACUUCGGUGGCACAUUUGUGUUUGGCAACUGGACUUUCAAAUCUUUAUUCUACAAUGACGCUUGUAAUUUCUCUUGCGCCAAUAUACAAGUUACCAUGUCUCCGAAGAAAGAAACUAAAAGUUAAGAAUUAUUAUGAGUAGCUUAUUGUAUACUGUGGUAUAUAAGCAGCAAGGUAUUAGGUAUUAUUUCUCUUUCAUUAGACUCAUCAUUA